Molecule: messenger RNA, 690 nt
Organism: Gongylonema pulchrum
Lineage: Eukaryota; Metazoa; Nematoda; Chromadorea; Rhabditida; Gongylonematidae
Source: the annotation of a GenBank genome assembly
UUGGGAGGAUCGCAUGAGUCAACAAAAGAUGGCAUUAGAACGGUUACCGAUAUCAUUUCGGACGAUACCGGAAAAUAUAAGGUGGUUACAACAUUCAAAGUUGUUUCCAAAAAGGUACCACGACGAAUAGCAGAACGGAAAAAGUGGAAAAAAUUUGGCCAAUGCAAAAAUGAUGGUCCAGGGCCCCACGUGUCCACGACCUAUGUUGCCGAAGAAGUACUGAUGCAGUUUAUCCGAAAUCGUGCUGGUGAAUCGGAUGACCACUGGUCGGUGAGUUGUCCGUAUAAGUCGAUGUAUGCGAAAGAUGACGACGACGAUGCAGAAAACAAAGAGAAGGACACCAAACUCGGACCGUCGGUUCCUGGCUCAGGGAAAUAUGUGGCACCGGGAAUGCGUGGCGAUCGACCAGCACUUACCGGCGGCCCAGAAAGGAGAUCGGAAGAAAACACAUGCCGAGUUACGAACUUACCUGAGGAAUGUGACGAACAGGAAUUGCGUGCACUGUUCAGUACAGUGGGAACAGUGAAUCGGGUGUUCAUUGCGAAAGACAAGCACACCAACAAGCCAAAGGGAUUUGCCUUCGUCACAUUCGAUCAUCGCAGUCAAACAGAGGCUGCGAUACAGAAACUGAACGGAUACAAGCUCGACCAUCUCGUGCUCAAAGUCGAGUGGACAAGACCGAACAACUAA